GCUACCCCUUGCAUAUGCAAUAGUUGAAGUCAAGAAUAAAGACAAUUGAACGUGGUUUUUGUAGUUAUUGGUUAAAGACCUUGGGGGAUAAUGAAGUGUGUGGGGGCGUGCACGUGGAUGUCUGACAAACAAAAGAUACAUGUACUACUUACAUUAUUUUAUACUUCAUGCUUUGUAAAUGAUGUAUGUUUGAUUACUAAAUUGAUGUGGACAGGAGUUGGUGCCAACUAUCCAAGAGCUUUUGCUUAGGGCAGAAGAAAGAUUUUGCAUUAGGCACCUUUAUGCAAACUUUAGGAAAAGAUUUUUUGGUCAGAUAUUGAAGAAUCUGAUGUGGAGGACUGCCAUAAGCACGUACUUGUAGGCUUGGGAGAGAGAAUGUUGAAUAUGAGAGCAAACAAUGAAGAAGCAUACAAAUACCUCAUAGCCAUUCCCCGAGAUAACAACAUCAGUGAAGGUUUCAACAAUUUUAUUGUUCAUGCCAGAGCAAAACCCUUUAUCACCAUUUUGGAAGAUAUCAGACUGUAUUUGAUGAAACGAUGUGCCACGAACAGAACGAUGGUGGCAUCUAUGGAUUUCAUUGUCUGUCCAAAGAUCAAAAAGAGACUUAUGAAGGAAUAUAAUUUAUCAAGAUAUUGGAUCCCAAGUUGGUCUACAAGAAGGAUGUUUGAGGUUAGGCAUGUUUCAGUCAUUGGGAACAAGUUCACAAUGGACCUGAACAGUGAACAAUGUAGCUGCAGGAAGUGGAUGAUCACUGGCAUCCCAUGUUGUCAUGCAACUGGAGCAAUGAACUAUUCAAAUGUAGACCCAUAAAAUUUUAUACCAACUUGGUUCGAAAAAUGCACAUAUGAAGAGGCAUAUGCGUCCAUCAUUUAUCCUGUCAAUGACACUUCCUAUGGGAAAGAACAAGCUUCACUGGUCUAUUGUCACCACUUAAGAGGAAGUUGCUUGGGAGGCCAAAGGAAAACAUAAGGUUGGAGCCAUGGGAGCUAACUAAGGAUAGGACCAAAAUGAGUGUUGGUGGGCACAAAAAGAAAUGUAGCAUUCAUUUUCUAUGAAGUGGGGCACAACAAAAAACAUCGUCAUUUAUGUCCAUACAUCAUAGAACCAAGACAACCAACAAAACCAUCUCAACAACAAAAUACCUAACCAAUCAUAGAACCAACACAACCAUCACAGCCACAAAGUACACAAUCCCUUGUACCAUCACAACCACCAAGUCCCCAAUCACCUCACCCAACACAACCAAGUCAAGAAUCCACAUAGAUUUAACUCCACCAAUAACAAGGAAAAAGUUAGAUGUUAGAAGAAAAACUCCAUAGAUGUCAAUUUAUUGACUUUCAUUCACAAAAUUUGGAUGUAUUUUAUACUCAUAUUAAACACUUUAAUUAUGUAUUUUGUAG
Molecule: messenger RNA, 1400 nt
Organism: Vigna radiata var. radiata (mung bean)
Lineage: Eukaryota; Viridiplantae; Streptophyta; Magnoliopsida; Fabales; Fabaceae
Exons: 3
Coding region: 376-810 (144 amino acids)
Molecular function (GO): zinc ion binding
Source: RefSeq, a predicted model, not a curated record